AUGGCAGCGUAUAUCAACCUUAGCUUGCAAGUAAUACCAGGGACCUUCUAUUUUGCUGCACAUCGUUCUGCCGAAGAUGACGCCAUGCUGCAAUUGUAUUCGAGCAGGCUUGUGGGUGUAGCAAGAGAGUCCACCUUUGACGUUUGGUACUCGCAGGUUGCUCGAGAUUGGCAACAGCGGGACGACCUCACACCCUUCAACGACCGCCGAUGGACUCACGUUGGAGCAGUCUGGACCUUUGACCUUGAUCGCGAUAUUCUGCGAUUGGACCAGAGAGAUCGCAACCUUUGGGUUCCUCUCAACCUUGUUCGCCAGCGUUCCAUAACCAUUUCCGAUUUCGAGCCUUGCGAACCACCGUCGACACUCGCCAAACACGCCUUACAAUCCAUCUACUCAGCACGCCGCCCAGCGGCGUUCUGGAAAAUGAGACGCAAGAACGUCGACCUGCCGCGCCUACAGCGGCGCAAGGCUUUCGUCUUUAGGAUACUCGCCGACUUUGCGUUCCAGUGGAGGCAUGUCCUCUGCGGUCGUUACAACAAUUUUACGUUUCGGAGGCUUGCCAAUGCUAUUGUCAGGAUUGUUACCCUGGACUUUACCGUCGAAGAAGCAACGAUCGCACGCCAAGGCAUUGGCCGCUACCUGCAUACUCCGCAUGCGAUCACGCCGAUUCGAAAUGAUUUCGGGAAGCAGAUCGUGUCCACUCCCGGUUCGGCAGAAAACACUUCCACUUACCUCAUACUCUCGGUGCGGGAGCUUAUCCUGUUUCAGAUAAGCAGCGAGUUCGAAAAAUAUACGGAGCCCAUGCGUCUAUUUGAUGGAAUCCAUCCUCCUUCUGACGAAACUAUCGAACUCCUUCUCCAAGCCACGCAGACCAGCGCCUUUACGGCUCCUCUUCACAAGCUCCCUAUUGAGCUACAGGAUGCGAUCCUUGACAAGGUAUCCGCGGGACCAAUUGAGAGCGCCAGGGUUGGCUGCUUACUUGAUGCUGGAUCAGUUUUCACAUGGAAGUACAACAACCGGAAUAUUGAAAGAGAAGUUGGCCGUCGGUCUAGGACGCCUUGGGCCCCUGUGGAGUCGCAUGUUUGGUUCGGUGGCUACCCUAGUGGUAUAGCAUACAAGUGAAUGUGUUCGAAUCGCCCAUAAUGAGAUCUCAAUUUGAUCUAUUGAUAUAUCGCACAGUAGGAAGCUUGACGAUUGCAUUGACUAUCGAUGGACCGUGAGUCGUACUUCCUACAUCUCCCUUACAAA
Alternaria rosae is the source of this 1248-nucleotide messenger RNA. RefSeq lists its product as uncharacterized. The transcript is spliced from 4 exons. Lineage: Eukaryota; Fungi; Ascomycota; Dothideomycetes; Pleosporales; Pleosporaceae. Bases 1 to 1122 code for a protein of 373 amino acids. The record is from RefSeq and is a predicted model, not a curated record.